Papaver somniferum (opium poppy) is the source of this 1536-nucleotide messenger RNA. RefSeq lists its product as uncharacterized. The transcript has a single exon. The coding region runs from base 1 to 1536 and encodes 511 amino acids. The record is from RefSeq and is a predicted model, not a curated record. NCBI's taxonomy places the organism in Eukaryota, Viridiplantae, Streptophyta, Magnoliopsida, Ranunculales, Papaveraceae.
AUGAAACCAACUUCUUCUUCUUUGUGCAAGUUCAAACCAUUGGUAAUACCUCCUCCUGUUGAUGGAGGUGGAGUUGGAGUAGCGGUUCCUCUGAAUGAAAACAGUGAGGUACAUGCUAUCAUGGCAGAAACACUGCCGAGGUAUGUAAUACUCCAAUCAGAUUAUAAUGACAAAUACUUGCGCUCUGUUGAAGGCAAUUCGCAGGUUCCUCUGGCUCUCAAAUUCGGAGGUGAAUACAGUUUCGAUCGUGACACGAGGUUUGAGUUGGAGAAGGGGAAAGACAAGGAUGCUGCCGGACUGUUUAAUAUCAGAUGUAUGUACAACAACAAGUACUUGUCAACUGUAAGCGCAACUAACAGCUGGAUCACUGCCGUUGCUGCUGAACCUGAGGAGGAUCAAACAAAAUGGUCGUGCACACUUUUCCAGCCUGUUUUCGUAACUGCUGGUGAUAAUACGAAGGUACGAUUUCGCCAUAUGGCUACUGGCAUUUUUGCUUGCUUACAGACGGGCGUUUCCACUCUUGUUGACUGCUUAAAGGCGGAUAGAGAUGGGUACGACAAGUUUCUUGUCAUCAACUGGGAGUCUGUAGUGAUGUUCCCAAACCGCAUGGUACUCAAAGGAGACAACGGAAACUACCUCCUUACUGGUACUGACGAGUAUUUGGGUUUUAGCAUCGGUAGACUCCGAGGAACAGAUACGGAAUUCGAGGUGACGCCAAGUCGAAACGGAGGAAUCCGCAUAAAGAGUCUUUCUAGCAAUAUGUUCUGGAGCAAUAAGAAUUCCUUGUGGGUAUUUGCGGACGGGUCUGAGUCGUCUGACAAGAUGACCCACAAAACUGAGAACGUAUUCCUCCCUGUCAAAUACGCAGAAAAUGUCGUCGCUUUCCGAGGCCUAAUAGACAACCUUUACUGCAAGAGACUCACGGCGUACGACAAGAUGGACUGCCUAGGUAGAGUCAACAAAUAUGUUGACGAGUAUUCUCGCCUGGUAAUUGCGGAUCCUGUUUUGUCUAGGAAAAUCGAUAACGUCGUUUUUCGGAUCCCUGCUGCAAAUACAACUAAAGGAAAACCCGUUGUGCUCAUCAACAAAAGGGUUGAAAAUAAGACCCAAUCGUCCAUGACGGUAGCAAUAGAUCUCAGGAUUUCAGAUACUCAUAGUAGUACUUGGAAUGCAAGCCUAUCUCUGAGUCUAGGUGUUAAAACAACCAUAACAUCUGGUGUGCCAGAGGUGGCGGAAGGAUCAAUUGAGUUUUCCGUAGAGUUUACCAGUUCGUACGAAUGGGGAGAAACGGUGGAAAGGGAAGUACAGAUGGGGUCUGUUUACACAGUUGAGGUGCCGUCUAAGAGCAUUGUGACUGCAAGUCUGAUUGCGGUACAGGGCACUGCUGGUAUUCCUUUUUCUUAUACUCAGACCGAUAUUCUGUCGGAUGGGACGGAAAAAAUCUAUGAAAAAGACGAUGGUUGGUUUGUUGGUGCUAAUGCCUUCAACGAAACCUUCAAAGUUGAGCAGACUGCCAUCCCAACAGCUAAACUUUAG